Messenger RNA from Lepus europaeus (European hare), 1064 nucleotides. It is a transcript of the gene MRPL28, whose product is annotated as mitochondrial ribosomal protein L28. The record is from RefSeq and is a predicted model, not a curated record. Gene Ontology annotation, molecular function: structural constituent of ribosome. Gene Ontology annotation, cellular component: mitochondrial large ribosomal subunit. NCBI's taxonomy places the organism in Eukaryota, Metazoa, Chordata, Mammalia, Lagomorpha, Leporidae.
CGCCGGGCGCAGCGCUCCGAGUGGCGGGGCGGGGGUCGCCGCGAUGCCCCUGCACAAGUUCCCGGUGGGCUUGUGGAGGCGGCUCCGGCUGCGGGAGGGCGUCUGCGCCCGGCUGCCCGCGCACUACCUGCGCUCCCUGGAGGAGGCGCGGCCGCCCGCGCCCGUGCACUACCGGCCCUGCGGCGCCAAGUUCAAGAUCAACCCCAGGAGCGGGCAGCGGGAGCGCGUGGAGGACGUCCCGGUCCCCGUGCACUUCCCGCCGGAGUCGCAGCGGGGGCUGUGGGGCGGCGAGGGCUGGAUCCUGGGCUACAGAUACGUGGGCGACGACAAGCUCUCCAAGAGGGUGAGGAAGGUGUGGAAGCCCCAGCUGUUUCAGCGUGAGCUCUACAGCGAGAUCCUGGACAAGACGUUCACCGUGACGGUGACCAUGCGGACUCUGGAUCUCAUAGACGCCUACGGGUUCGACUUUUACAUCCUGAAGUCCCCAAAGGAGGACCUGUGCUCCAAGUUUGUGGACCUGAAGCGAGCCAUGCUGCUGAGACUCGCCCGGCAGGACCCCCAGCUGCACCCAGACGACCCCCAGCGCCGGGCGGCCAUCUACGACAAGUACAAGUGAGUUUGCCAUCCCAGAGGCCGAGCCGAGUGGGUCGGCCUGACGCUGCAGGAGGCUGUGGAGAAGCAGCGGCUGCUGGAAGAGAAGGACCCAGUUCCGCUGUUCAAGGUCUACGUGGAGGAGCUGGUUCGGCAGCUGCAGCAGCAGGUGCUGGCGGAGCCCGUGGUGAUGCGGAAGAGAGCCAGCAGCAAGUGACCCUCUUGGGCCGACCACCAGGCUCAGCAGUCUUGACCAGCCGUGUGUGCUGCGGGCUCAGAGCUGGGGUGACCGUGAGGGCCCCCUGUGGACAGUGGGAGCCCCUGGUCCUCAGGUGUGGCCACUCAGCCCCAGGCCGGUGCCUUUGUCUUAAGAGGUUCGGCGCCCGGCGGAGCCUUGCCCAGGCAGGGCCCCGUGGUCUGGGCAGCACCUGCCGGGCUUGUGGGGCUGGGGACGAGUAAAGUGUGAGCCGGGC